This is a messenger RNA of Nyctereutes procyonoides (raccoon dog), 11011 nucleotides long. RefSeq names its product integrin subunit beta 8 (gene ITGB8). Bases 4360 to 6546 code for a protein of 728 amino acids. Gene Ontology annotation, cellular component: focal adhesion; integrin complex; cell surface. The transcript has 14 exons. Gene Ontology annotation, molecular function: integrin binding. Gene Ontology annotation, biological process: cell migration; integrin-mediated signaling pathway; cell adhesion mediated by integrin. The record is from RefSeq and is a predicted model, not a curated record. NCBI's taxonomy places the organism in Eukaryota, Metazoa, Chordata, Mammalia, Carnivora, Canidae.
UUUAAAACUCUGUGUUUAUAAUUCAAGGGACUUUUAUCUUAAAGACAACUAAUUAUAUUUACAACAAAGACACAACACCUCCCCCCUUUUUUGAAGCUAGAUCUAUACACAAUAUAUGUAUACAUCUAUACACGUGUAUGUAUAUACAUAUACAUUUUUAUAAUAUUAAUUAGAAAUAAGUUACAAUAGUCCCUUUGCUGAGUGUCUACUAUACCCUAAGUACUAUCCUUGUCAUGCUUAUGCUUGCUCAUUUCAUUUCAUUAUCAGUAUUUUGAUCUAGAUAUAGUUAGCCCUAUGUUACCAUGGAAGAAAUGGAGCCUCAGAAAACUUAGGUAACUAGCCUAAGAACAUAUUGCUAUUAAGUAACAAUGCUGUGGAAAUUUGGAACUUUAUUUCUAGUAACUAUUUAGCAAUGCUACCUCAUCAUAUCUAUUACCUCCAGUUGUAACAGGAGUAAAAGUACAAAUCUCAGCCCAUGCUCAUAGAUCAAGGAAUAGAAUUUUUCAGAAUGUAUGUACACACUUAAAUGACCUUAAAUCCUUUACUAAUUUCUGUCUUGGCAGCACAUUUUUUAAUGACAUGGGAUUUGUGAGGCAGCAAAUAAGAAGCAGAUGAGAACAAAAGAGGGUUCUGAAGAUACAUGGUUUAAAAUAUGAUUCUGCUUCCACUAUCUUUCCUAAUUUCCAUUAAGAUCCAUAAAAAAUAUCAUUUGUAAACUUUAAAGAUUUCAUUCAUUUAUUCAUGAGACACACACACAGAGGCAGAGACACAGGCAGAGGGAGAUGUGGGCUCCAUGCAGGAAGCCUAAUGUGGGACUCUAUUCCAGGACUCCCGUAUCACGCUCUGAGCCAAAGGCAGAUGUUCAACCAUUGAGUCAUCCAGGUGUCCCCAUAAAAAAGUAUCCUUAAUAAAAACACAAUGCUAGAACAUAAAGAUUACAGUGCUAUGCCACAUCACUGAACAAACAGCUGGACAAGAAGCUACCACUCUCAUAGAGUGGUAAGAAGAAGCACUCAGGCACCCCCUCUAAUGAGAUGUCAGUGCUGAGGCUGCUAUGAAAGCAUCAUUGGAAAGCAGCCUCCUAUGAUGCUGCAUGAGGAAUGGGGCAGCCAAUGAACAAAGUCAACUUAGAGGCUCAUGACAAACUGCCCACGUCUGUAAAUAGCACUCACACAUUGAUUGAUGUGUGUUCAGUGUAAAGAUUUCUCUUUACACAGGAAGGUCUGGCUGACAGACAGACACAGGCACACACAUACACACAUCCCUUCAGCACAUAUUGACUAACAACCUCCAAGCAUACCAUUCAGUGUAAAGAACUGUUCUAAUUGGUGUGAUAUUUGCAUGUUAGGUAUUUACUUAAUGUGUGUUUAAAAUUAAAAAGAAAAACCCUUAAGAUGCUACAUACCAAAGUGUAUCUGGUUUGUUUUCUGUAAAAUCUAACCAUGACACUCUCCAGCAGUAACAUUUGACACUAUUCCCAUGGAGUUCGAUUUAUGGCCUUCCUCCAGUUCUGCAGAAUCAUAAGGCCUGCUUCCUCCAUAUCCAUUUAGGGGAUCAUUUUUCCUAUAAUUAUGUAGACUGAGAAAUGUCAGCCCUGGAACCUCGUAAGUAUUGACAGGACCAAAGUUUCUAUUCCUCUUGGUCAUCAUUCUUAGGUAUCUGAAAUCUGAGAACAGAAGUUGGCACUGGAACUUUUUAAAACAAAUGGUUGGAAGGUAGAUUAUAAAGAAAACAGAUCUGUAAACUCGUUAUUUACCAUUUGUGUCUUGGAAGUAGGAGAUGGAUUGACCGGGACACCUGGAUGGCUCAGCAGUUGGGUGUCUUGCCUUUGGUUCAGGGUGUGAUCGUGAAGUCCCAGGAUGGAAUCCCACAUUGGGCUCCCUGCAGGGAGCCUCUGCCUGUGUCUCUGCCUCUCUUUCUCUUUCUCUCUCUCAUGAAUAAAUAAAUAAAAUCUUAAAAAAAAAGGGGGGUGGGGAGAUGGACUGACCUUGAAUCUGGGUUAACGUAGGACACAGACAACUAGUAGAAACAAACACACAGUCAUAGAAGCUGUAGCUUCCCUUUCAACAGAGUGCAAUCUUAACUGCCAGUACCAACAUCUUACCUACUGAGUGAAAGAGUUAGUUAAGUCUAAACUGAAAUAGACUUAAUUCCACGUUCCAGUCAGGUCAAGUUUAAGAGUUGUUAAAAGCCAAGUUAGGUCUGCAAAUGUGCUUGAUUUCUUUCUGAGAACAAAACUAAAAAGGUCACUCUCUCCUCUCAAUACUUGAGAAAUAAGCACCUUUUAUAUAGUUUGGUAAGCUAAGCUAGCUGGAAGGAUUUUAGGCUAUGGAGUUUUCAUAGUCAGGUGGCCACACUUGUAGUAAAGGCAGCCUAAAAACAGUAGUUAUUUUUAGUCCUUGGAAGUCUAGGCCAGGUUUGAACAAAUCAGUAAAGUUUUGUAUACUGUGUAUUAAAAGCUGAUAUAAAGCCAAGGACAAAGGCUGCAAGGGAACACAGAGAGGAGAUAAUAGAACAGCUGUUAAGAGUUAAGGAGGAAUGGUUUUGGGUUAACUUGUUGGCUGUCUGGGGAAAUACAGGGAAGGGUGCUCACUACCACCCAAAUUAGUACCUUUAUGCUAUACUUAAUCUCCUAUAGUUCCCUUUUCUUUCUCCCACUGCCAAAGUCCAUCCCUUGCCACUCUCAGGUCAGAGCUGUUUUACCUGUGUAUUCUAGAAUGUUGGAGCAAGUUGAAAGAGAAGAAAAAGAAAAAAUGAUUGGAUGGGGACAGCUAGAGAUUUUGUGGACUUGAUCCCCUUUCAAACUACCAUGUCCUCAUGUGAUUGUAUACACAUACAAACACACAUAGUCCUCUCAUGCCUCAUUCAUUAUAUUUUUUCUUUUUCUUUUUUUUUUUUAAGAUCUUAUUUAUUUGAUGGUGUGUGGGGGGAAGAGAACAAGCAGGGAGAGUGAUAGGCAGAGGGAGAGGGAGAAGCAGACUCCCCACUGAACAGGAAGCCUGAUGUGGGGCUCGAUCCCAAGACCCUGGGAUCAUAACCUGAGCUGGAGGCAGAUGCUUAACUGACUGAGCCACUCAGGUGCCCCCAUUAUAUAUUUUUUUAAAGAUAAAUACAAAUCAGAAGAAACAAAAUGAAAUGGCAAAGAGAUACACUAGAUAUAACUGCCUAUAGAGAUCAUCCUUAAAUAUACCCUCUUCCCCACCCCUGUCCUUCCUUCUAAAGCAGAAGGAGAAGCCCCUCACUGUGUUCCCAUAGUGCCUUGGUGAUCUCUAGCUCUGGUUAACUUACCAUACUGUAUUUUAUUGUUUAAGCAAGCAAUACAGUUCUCUCCAUACCAGGACUGUGAACUACUUACAGCUAAAAUGCCUUUUAUUUACUGAAUGCCUGUGAGUGAGAUGAGUAGAAUGCUGUGAUUUCCAGUCUCUUUGUGAUGUUUCAUAGUAAAGGAUGGACUAAAAACUCAGGAGAAAACAAUUUAUGUUUCAUUCUUUAUUGUAUUUUAUGUGUUUAAGUUCAUAAUGAAGAGCUUCCUCAUAAUGAUAUAAGUAGUUAGUGGCUAGAGAUAAAGGUAAAUAGUUUCCAGGCACAGCUAUGUUACUAAAACGUCACAGCUAAGUGUGAGAAUCUAUGGAAAAGUGAGUUGGUCAUGAUCUUAAAGCAAUCUUAAAUUGGUUAAAAUUAGUUUACCCAAUUAGAAAUGUAAUUGGGUAAAAAACUUAUUAGGAAAACUAAAUUGGGUAAACUAAAAAAAUUCAUCCAUUUUAACUACUUUAUGUCUAAAAUGUUGACUCAAACGGUUAUAUUUGAUUCUGAUAUCCAUCAAGGCAAAAUAAUCAAUAUUAAGAAAAUCAGAAUUCCCAAGUUACUCUGUGUGUUAUCAUUUCUCAAGAAAUCAAGAUCGUUUUUUAGAAAGUUCAUUCACUAUGACCCAAUAUGGAUUGACCUGUUCAGUCUGUAUAUGAUUAUUUUUACAGGAAAAAUUCUAUAUUCAAAAACACCUCAUUAGUUCAGAUAAUAUGAAAUACAGUGAAACUUCAGCACUAAGACACUAAGAAAUGUGGAGUGUCUUUUACUCUUGGAGUAGAAUCCAAGCCAAAUUCCAAAUCUCACUAAAAUCACAUUUCAUCACCCUUUUUCCCGAAGUCAUAAAACCAGUAACUAUCCAGGAAAUGUUGUAUCUGUUCAUUGUAAUGCAGUUAACCUUAUCUCCGCCCAAAGAAAUUAUGUAUUUUUUAAUGUUGUGUACUUAAAACUAUCGAUCAGCUUUCAGAUUUCAAAAUACAUUUUGGUCUAGAAUUGUAUAUACUCCCUAGUAUGAGAGUAACACCUCAUUUUAUCCUCCAUUACAGAAGACAAUAGAUGUACAUCUUCAAAUGCAGCAUCCUGCACCAAAUGCCUUGCGCUGGGUCCGGAAUGUGGAUGGUGUGCUCAAGAGGUGGAUUAAGGAGUGAACGUUGUGAUAUUAUUUCCAACUUAAUAAGCAAAGGCUGCUCGACUGAUUCAAUAGAAUAUCCAUCUGUACAUGUAAUACCAAGUGAAAAUGAAAUUAAUACCCAGGUGACACCAGGAGAAGUGUUGAUCCAGCUGCGUCCAGAAGCUAAAGCUAAUUUUAUGCUGAAAAUUCAUCCUCUGAAGAAAUAUCCUGUGGAUCUUUAUUACCUGGUUGAUGUCUCAGCAUCAAUGCACAAUAAUAUUGAAAAAUUAAAUUCCGUUGGAAAUGAUUUAUCCAGAAAAAUGGCAUAUUUUUCCCGUGACUUCCGCCUUGGAUUUGGCUCCUAUGUUGAUAAAACAGUUUCACCAUACAUUAGCAUCCACCCAGAAAGGAUUCAUAAUCAAUGCAGUGACUACAAUUUAGAUUGUAUGCCUCCUCAUGGAUACAUCCAUGUGCUAUCUUUGACGGAGAACAUUACUGAGUUUGAAAAAGCAGUUCACAGACAAAAGAUCUCUGGAAACAUAGAUACACCUGAAGGAGGUUUUGAUGCCAUGCUUCAGGCAGCUGUCUGUGAGAGUCAUAUUGGAUGGCGAAAAGAAGCUAAAAGAUUGCUGCUGGUGAUGACAGAUCAGACAUCUCAUCUUGCUCUUGAUAGCAAAUUGGCAGGAAUAGUGGUGCCAAAUGAUGGAAACUGCCAUCUCAAAAACAACAUCUACGUCAGAUCAACAAGCAUGGAACAUCCCUCACUAGGCCAACUUUCUGAAAAGUUAAUAGACAACAACAUUAAUGUCAUCUUUGCAGUUCAAGGAAAACAGUUUCACUGGUAUAAGGAUCUUCUACCCCUCUUGCCUGGCACCAUCGCUGGUGAAAUAGAAUCAAAGGCUGCAAACUUAAAUAAUUUGGUAAUAGAUGCCUAUCAGAAACUCAUUUCAGAAGUGAAAGUUCAGGUGGAAAACCAGGUAAAAGGAGUUUAUUUUAAUAUUACUGCCAUCUGUCCAGAUGGGACCCGAAAACCAGGCACAGACGGAUGUGGAAAUGUGACAAGCAAUGACGAAGUUCUUUUCAAUGUAACAGUUACAAUGAAAAAAUGUGAUGUCACAGGAGGAAAGAGCUAUGCAAUAAUCAAACCUAUUGGUUUCAAUGAAACCACUAAAAUUCACAUACACAGAAACUGCAGCUGUCAGUGUGAUGAUGGGAGAGGAUCUAAACGAAAGUGUGUAGAUGAAAUUUUUCUAGAUGCCAAGUGUUUCCAGUGUAAUGAGAAUAAAUGUCAUUUUGAUGAGGCUCAAUUUCCUUCUGAGACUUGCAAAUCACACAAGGAUCAACCUGUUUGCAGUGGACGAGGAGUUUGUGUUUGUGGAAAAUGUUUAUGUCACAAAGUUAAGUUUGGAAAAGUGUAUGGAAAAUACUGUGAAAAGGAUGAUUUCUCUUGUCCAUAUCACCAUGGAAAUCUGUGUGCUGGGCAUGGCGAGUGUGAAGCGGGCAGAUGCCAGUGCUUCAGUGGCUGGGAAGGGGAUCGGUGCCAGUGCCCGUCAGCAUCAGCCCAGCACUGUGUCAAUCCAAAGGGCCAAGUGUGUAGUGGAAGAGGUACAUGUGUAUGUGGCAGGUGUGAGUGCACCGAUCCUGGGAGCAUUGGCCGCUUCUGUGAACACUGCCCCACGUGUCACACAGCCUGCAGUGAAAACUGGAAUUGUGUGCAAUGCCUUCACCCUCACAACCUGUCUCAAGCUAUACUUGAUCGUUGUAAAACCUCAUGUGCUCUUAUGGAACAGCAUUAUAUGGAGCAAACAUCAGAAUGUUUCUCUAGUCCAAGCUAUUUAAGAAUAUUUUUCAUCAUCUUCAUAGUUACAUUCUUGAUUGGGUUGCUUAAAGUCCUUAUCAUUAGACAGGUGAUACUACAAUGGAAUAGUAAUAAAAUUAAGUCCUCGGCGGAUUAUAGGGUGUCAGCCUCAAAAAAGGACAAGUUGAUUCUGCAAAGCGUUUGCACAAGAGCAGUAACCUACCGACGUGAGAAACCUGAAGAAAUAAAAAUGGAUAUCAGCAAGUUAAAUGCUCAUGAAACUUUCAGGAUAAGUUUAUAUAUGUCACAGAUGACUGGAUUAAAUAAGUGCUAAGUUACUACUGCCAUAAAACCCUAGUAAUACAAUGUCACUUUAUUAGAAUACUGAUUUUAAAAGCUGAAUGUUUAAUAAGGGACACUGUAAAGUAACAUCAAAACCUGAACAGCUUCAUUGUGUGCAGAUGUGGAGUCUUACUGAUCUUACCUGAAAAACUGGAUGCUUCACCAUUUCACUUGUCUAAUCAUCAGGUUGAAGAUCACAAGGUGUUUCGAAACUCUGCCUCAAGCAAAGUGCCACAUUUUUUAGUGAGUUCUCUCAGAUAUAUACUCCAAGUAGAUACUAGCAUUUUUCAAAUUAAAAGCUAUAUUAAGCGAUACUAUUUUCACUCUUCAGUGCAGCCUAAGGAAUGCUUUCCCUGAAUCACCUCAACCAUACUCACCAGAAUUUUAAACAUAUACAAUUGGAGGAGGAUAGACAAUAUCUUAGAAAUAAGCUAAUUCAGCCUUUUAGUUAGUCAGGGAACCAAGGCUCAGAAAAUUUAAAUGGUAUCUUUAAAAACACCCAAAUGAUUAAGUGGCAGCAUUUGAAGAGAACUUCUUUUUAUUGCCAGGCUAGUGUUCAUUGUACAACAUUGUACAAUAUCAUGCUACCUCUUGAAUCUUUAAAAUCUUUGAUUGGAAGUAUUUUUAAAUGUGAUUCAUUGAAGUCUUGAGUAUAUGGGCAUGAGAAAAUUUCAAAAUAAAGCAAAAAAGAGUAACUCAAAUUGAAUUCCAUGACUGGCUUCCAAUCCUACCUGAUAGCUUCUAAGAGAAUGCAGCAUGGCCUAACUACAGGGAAAUCUAUUCACACCACAAGCCUGUGAGUUGUGCAGUGCUCAGCCUGAGAGCUUGAAUCAGAGGCCAUGAGCGUCUAUCUUCCACAAUGGAAACUUCUUCACAAUUACCAUAACCCUACAGACAUAUUCAGUCUGAUUUUAUUGGCUAGAAGUCCAAUAGUCCUUUGUGUAGUACAGAGCUUUGCCUAUGAAAACAAAGGAAUUUGUUUAAAAUGUUUUAUAAUUAACUUCCCAAAUUUGCUGUCUUCCAGCACUUGAAGAAAUGCCAGAUAUUUGCAUUUUAACCCCACCCCAUAUUUUACCCCAAAGAGGAUUUAAAAGCAUAUAAUAAGUUGUUCUGGAGCAAACAAGCACAGCAGCUCCAAUAACUGUCCCCUAUAGCCAAGCAAUUAUGAUGCUUAGUUGAACUAAUGAGAUUGGGGACAUUGACAUAAUUCAGUACUGUGACUCACUUGUGUAAGAUACCUUUGAACACCAGGGAUAAUGUAAAAAUCAUAUUUUUUGGGCUGCCUGUCACACACAGUACCCAUUUUAAAAAGAAAAUUACGGAUACCUAAUAGCUCUCCAAAAGGAAAAAGUGGAAAUCAUCCAUUCAUUAAAAUACUGACAAUUUAAAAAAUGAACAUUAUAAUAUUCGUAAACUAAUCUCCAUGUGGAAUGAAUUAUCCAAAGGAGCAUAAUAAAAUGAAACCCUUAAAAAUCAAGGGUUUAUAUUUUUAUACUUUCACUAGUUUGCACUAAUAUAAUGGACCAAGGCUGUUAUAGGAAAAGACAAACUUCCUGAUAAGCAGUUCAAUGCUUGAUGAUGAUUGUAGUUAUGCUUGUGAUAUCUUGUGCUUUCUUUCUUUACUUAAAGACCUAAUUCUUAAAGAGUCUAGAGCUUAUAUUUUACUUGAAUAAUGGAUAUUUUCCUGUAAAAUGGCUUAUAAGAAGAGAAUUAAUAUUUGACUAGUAAGAAUUAACAGGUAAGGGAAAACAGGGUAUUCUUAUUCUUAGAUUAAAUAAUUUAUGUAAAUAGAGCCUAUUUUCAACUAAUAUGACCAUAGGAGCCUCCUGAGAUUCAUGAUAUUAAAUAAAUAAUGAAAUUUUAAAUAGUUAACAAAGAACUUGAACAACACUUUUGGUACGAUAGCAUUUUUGUGCCGUAAAGUAUGUAAUGAUUUAGAAAUGUGCCAUAUAUACACUACAAUAUAAAUGUAUGCAUUUUAUUUCUCUGGGGACAUCUUUACACCACAGCAUAUGUGGAUUUAUAAACAUUUCAUAUCUUUUUUUAAACAUUAAUAUGUAUGAAGUCAUAGACAUUCUCUGCAAGCCUCAAAAAUUUACUAAAAAUCUGAUUAUGUACUGAAUGUUCAAUAUAGCUUUGGUUUAUAAGGAUACAAAAAAAAAUCUAAGGUUAACAGAAUAGAUUUCUUUGGAGGCAAAUUUUUCAACCCGAAAUUAUAAUUAGUGGAUGCAUCAAGUACAACACUUUAUAAUAGGUAACAUAAAUUUUUUAAAUAUAUAUUUAAUCCCAUUAAAGAUAUUCUUAUGUAUGACAACAGGCAUCCAUGAGACACUGAAAUAUGAUUAUGAUGAACUAUGAAAAUAUUUCUCCAUAGAAUUAUAUUCCUCUGAUACAUGGUAUAGUAAAUUGUACUUAAUGACUUGUCCUUCUUUUCCUUACUCCUAGUUUUCAUACUCACUUUUCCUAAGAGAUUGCCCUACAACUCUAAGCCCAAUAAGGCUAAUUGUGAAAAAUAACUCAAUAUAAUGGUUUAAUGAAGUUCUUCAUUUCCAAACAUCUCUUAAUGAUUUCAAAAUUCAUCAUGCAACUGAACCAAGACACACCCAUUAAAAACUAAGAAUUUAUAAUUUUCACAACCAUUUGAGCUUCUUUCAGAUCUAAAGGAUUUAAGAUCUGUAUCUUUAAUAAAAGUAUUGAGUGAAAUAUAGCUACUUGGGAAUUCAAUCAUAAGCAUAUUGUAAUCUGUUUUAUAUAUUCAAUAUUUAAUUUACAACUAUUCUUAUUUAUAUUGACCUUAAGAAUUCCAUUUAAUGCAAUGCAAACUGAGAUAUAUUUUCAGAAAAAAUAGAACAAGCAUUCUUUUAGAUAAUUUCCUUUUUCUUUUAUAGUACUCUGGCAAAUUUAUUAUGGGUAACUGAUUAUACAUACUCAUAUUUCAUUGAUUCUAAGACAUCUACUUUUCAAUUUCACAUCUCUAAAAUUAUGGUGUAUCUUGCAAUCAUUGGCAUCUUAGAUGCAGUGUUUGAAGUUGUACUUGAAUAAAUAUUACACUAAUUCAUCUUUAAAUGUUCAUGAGAAUAGGGACAUUCCUUUUCUUAUAAAUAUUUGAGAACCUAUUUAUGAUAAUGUGUGAAGUCAAUUUUCAGUACAACUGAAUUACACACAACUCAUCAAGGAGCCUGUCUGAUUAUGAGCUCAGAUCUUACAGACCUUUAGGUUAUAAAAGCUCUUUCAUCUUCCUCUGUAUACUUUACGCUAGUGGCUAUGAUUUCAGCAAACCUAACUUAACUGACAAGAAUGAGUGGGUUUCUCCUAAUUUUGCAAACAAAUUUUUAAUCUUUUUAUUCCUUUCUAAAACAUACUUUCGUAUGAUCAUCUCACUUUUAAACAGAAUUAACUGGAAAAAUAUAUGAAACCAUCAUAAUUAGAUUUUGUAGCAUCUUGUAUGUCUUAUGUCAAUGACAGAAGAAAAAUAUAAUACAACCAAUUAGUACUGUAGGAAAAACCUUUCCCUUCAAGUCCUCUCUGUUUUUUGUUCAUCUUUCUCAUUUCUGCCCUUUUGUUUGAUUUUUAUUUUGGCUUUAAUAAAUUUACUUUCAAUGCCAUGUAAUGAUUGUCAUAAAACUGCAUAUUUAACUUAUUUGAGUUAUAUGAAACAAUUGUUCAGCUAUCUGGGCAGCUGUUAAUGAAAUACCUGAGGGUAAUAACACUACUUUUUUUUUUAUCUACCUGGCAUACUUUCCUGCAUAAAAUCUAUCAUUGUAAGCUAACUCUAUUAAUCAGAUUUCCAACCUCUGUGACCUAUUUCAGUUAAAAGUAUUUAAUCCAAUAAUAUUAAAAAAAAAACUGCAGUUAUCAAGGAUGGAAAAUGUGUGAUUUUUGUAAAGAACAUUUACUGACUUUACACCUUACCACAGAUAAAUGUGAUUUUGAUAAGAACUCCCCACAAUGACAAAAUUCAUGGUACAUAAAUUUUAUUAAGAAUAUUGAAUAUGAAAUAUUUUAAUUCUAAAUUAUAAGAAAAUAUAAAUUUGCACAUAAUAUAGAAAUUCAUUUUGUGUGUAUUUAACAUAACUUUAAAACUAUUUUACAUUUACCAGCUACUUCAUUAAAGGUUUUUAUUAAACAUUUGAAAAAAUAAUUUAGAAAUAUUUUUAAAUUAUCAGGAAUAUAACCUUCUUUGUUUCAUUUAACAAGUUGAGCCUUUGUAAAAAAUUAAUAUAGAGUGUAUUUUUAAAUUAAAAUAUUUGAAUAUAAAAUAACUUUUAUGAAAGAAACGAAUUCUCAAUAAACAAGUUUCUUAUCAUUUCUGGCUUUGAACUAUACAUAGUUAAACUGCCUUAAGUGACGCAGAAAAUUGGGGGGUAAUUUCAGAAAAUAUACUAUGAACCUGUUCAUGUAAUUCUGACUGACUACUAACUUCUGUUUUAUGUAUUUAUUAAAGAGCUGACACUGUA